Messenger RNA from Pseudopodoces humilis (Tibetan ground-tit), 4253 nucleotides. It is a transcript of the gene CFLAR, whose product is annotated as CASP8 and FADD like apoptosis regulator. The record is from RefSeq and is a predicted model, not a curated record. Gene Ontology annotation, biological process: proteolysis; regulation of apoptotic process. Gene Ontology annotation, molecular function: cysteine-type endopeptidase activity; protein binding. Lineage: Eukaryota; Metazoa; Chordata; Aves; Passeriformes; Paridae.
ACAAAAACACGGCCUCACAAACCGAACCCACGCUGAACUCGGGACCGCGCCGCCGCCACCGGAGUGGCCGAGGGAGGUGCCGGGAAGGCCGCAGGCCCUGUCCCGCCUCCAAUCCGGUGGGAGCUGGGCGGUUCUGUUUGCUCGGCCCCGACUUCUGUGUCCAGGGGUACAGCGGAAACAAAACUAAAACCAACAUCCUGCAGGGCAGCUUGUGGGCCGGUACCGCCCCGCCUCCGCCCUGCUCCAAACGCCGGACCAGGCUGCGGUAGAGACUUCCCCGACGUGUCUGGAACUGCCCUUGUAAAAAUGCACCUAGUUAAGAAUGAACACAAGAGAAGUGCUGUGGUAGACACAGGCUUCAUGCCAUGUUGCUUUCCAGUUUAAAAACCAAUAGACUGGCAAUUUUAAAGGAAAAGCAACAAAGUGAUGACCAGGUGCCAAGUUCCAGCUUUCCUUAUUCAUCAGAUUCAAGAAGAAUUGGAUAAAGAAGAAGAAGAGAUGAUGGUUUUCCUGUGCCGAGAUCUUGCUCCUGAUUUGGCCACUGCUGAUCUUAAAGAGAUCUUGGUGGCUUUGAAUGAGAGAGAAAAACUGACUCCUCUUGGCUUGUCUGAGCUGUUGUACAGAGUUAAGAGGUUUGACUUGCUGAGGAGGAUCCUGAACACUGAGAAAGCAUCAGUGGAAGCUCACCUUGCCAGGAGUCUCAGACUUAUCCCUGAUUACAGGGUAUUAAUGGUAGAGAUAAAUGAAAAUCUGGAAAAAGAUGAAGUGGGUUCUCUUGGUUUUCUACUCAGAGAUUAUGCACCUCGUAUGAAAAUGGCAAAAGAUAAGAGUUUUCUAGCUCUUAUCAUUGACCUGGAAAAGCUAAAUUUGGUGGCUCCCAAUCAACUGGAUUUGAUAGAAAACUGUUUUCGAAGUAUUCACAGGAUAGACUUGAUUAGGAAGAUUCAGAAGUACAAGCAUGAAGCUUCAGUGUCCUCCAUUCAUUCUCAGCCAGUAUAUGUAAAUGCUCAUCAGGCCUCUCUCCCUAAUCUCAAUCUGAUUGAUCCUCCUUAUCAUUCAGGGAUUCAGAAUGAGAACACAGAAAGAUUACAAAAUGGAUCAAGUCUUACUCUGGCAGAACCAGUUCACAUGUCCAUUCAGGAGUCGGGAUCAGUGCCACAUAAGAUGUCUGAUGAUUCUUACAGAAUGCAAAGUCAACCUUUAGGAAUCUGCCUGAUAAUAGAUUGUAUUGGCAAUGACACUGAUGUGUUGGAAGAGACCUUCAGAGGCUUAGGCUAUGACGUUCAUUGUCACAGAUAUUUAAAUAUGAACUCCAUGAAUCAAACGUUGCUUGAAGUUGCAAGGUGGCAGAAGCACAGAAAUUGUGACAGCUUCGUUUGUGUAUUGGUCAGCCGUGGAAACUCUCAGAGCAUCUUCUGUACAGACCCCACCUUUUCUGGAUUCCCUUUGGAACAAAUAAAGAAAUACUUUACAGCAGACUCAUGUCCUGGACUCCUGGGAAAACCGAAGCUUUUUUUUAUUCAGAGCUACGUUGUGCCAGAAAAUGAGCAAGAAUGUACCAGUCUGUUGGAAGUUGAUGGGAAGGGUGAGAAUAUCAGUGCUAAAGUCUCUAUCCCCCACGCAGCAGACAUCUUUUGGAGUCAUUGCAAGGUAGAUGUGUCUACAUUAGAACAAUCCCCAGCUUCAUCCUCCUAUUAUUUGCAUUGUCUGGCUGAACUACUCCGUAAUCCAUAUAAAAGGAAACUCUGUCUAUUGGCUAUCCAUAUGGAACUGAACAAAAAAGUUUAUGAUUGGAAUAUGACCACUGACCCAGGCCAACAAUACUCACUGCUACUCCAGCACACACUGAGGAAGAAACUUUUUUUUCUCACUUAACUGCUGUUAGAAAGUACAUAUCUGAAACAGUUAACAAUGGAAACAUUUGCAGUGAUGCAAACAGUUUAAUGCAUACUUUUACUUUAUGCAUUGUUACUUCAUGUGUAUCUAAAGUGCCUGUUGUUUCCAAACACAGGAAUUUAGAAGCAUUUUAGUGUGCUAGGACACUAGAUUUUAUAUUUUAAUAUAGUAGUCUCUGACUCCAUUCUCAUUGGAUGAGAAUGGUAACUGUUGUAUAGCAGUGCAGCAUAUCUUGCUAUUGAGUACAACAGGUAAACAGAGUGGAAAGGUAUAUAAACUGUAUAGCUGAUGGGUGUUCCAAGAAAAAAUGGAAGUGCUUUUAUUAUUUUGGUGGCGGUUUUUAACAUACCUCAUAGCAUUUAAACAAAUACAAGCCAGCCCAAACCACUGAAACACACUGAAUUACUUUCCCUCUCACCUAAUAGUGGCAUAUGUCUCAGAAAAGCAUUCAUACCCAGUAAUACCAGAUCUUUGCUAACAUGUUCUGACUUGCAUGCCUCUCUAGAUUGGCAAAACAGAAGGGAGAGACAUUUGAUCUUCUCAAUAAUCUGGAUUCCAUCUGAUUGCUCCAUUAAAGAUUGCAUCAUUAGCACUGUCCACAGCACACAGGGAUUCUAUAUUAACAAAUGAGACAAUCUGCUGUGCUUUGGGCCAAGUAUUUUCUGCUGAUGCAAAAAUGAGUCUGCAUGUGACAGGACAUUACAGUAAUCUGCCAUACAGUUAAAAAUAUGUGAGAUUUUGGCAGAUGUCUUGUGGAAGCUGAAAUAUGAUUCACACUUGUUGUACCAGGCAUAGUUGUAAAAAGAUAUUUUAAAGUAUUUGAAUGUAAAUGUAGUAUGUAGCAGCCAUGAACCUUUAAGACUGAAACACCCCACCCUCACUCCUUUUGCUUAUGAAAAAGAAUAUGCCUCUAUUAAUUAAUUUUUUCCCAAGUGCUCUUGUGAAAAAAGAAAAGGGAAAAUUGUCCUAAAUACAAAAUUUUUUCUCCAAUAUAGCAGUUGCCUAACAUGAAAAAUGCAGCUAACCUACUUGUAUAACAAUAUAACCUGGAUGGCUUGCAUUGAAGUUUAUUGUCACCAAACUUAGUGACAAUAAAGUAGGCCACUUGUAAAUGUUUUAUUUUUACUCCUGAUAUAGUCUCCUAUAAAAAUCAAAACCAGUCAAAGCCCUGGUGUACCUUGCUUGGUUUCUGGUUAAGUUUUUAAUGGAAAAAGAGGAGGAUACAAAAUGACAGAUACAGAAUCUUAGAAGUUGCUUCUGGUGGCUGGAAAAUUAACUACAUGGUGAAACAAAUGUUUACUGUGGUUGCAGAAGUAAGUUAUCAUUUCAAGUUACAUAUAUCUAAGUAAUGUUAAUUUAUGUGAUCUUCACAGAUUAACUUCACUUUCCCAUUUCCCUUACUAGCUUUUGCAUUUGACAAGCACUUCUGCUACCCUAUAGACAACCAAAAGCAGGGAGAAUGGAACCAAGAGGAGGCAGAUGAGGAAAAGAAAUGUGGAAAUUUUAAGCAGGAACAAGAAGGGCAAUGGUAGGGAGCAUCAAGAGAAGAACAAGUAGGAGAGAGACAAUUUGGAGGAGAAAUACUAAUAUUGGAAGGAGAAGAAAACAGGAAAAAGGAAGUGAGAAUUAUAGUGGCUAUCCUUACAGACUAAUGAUGUGGUGAGUUGGUUGAUGUUUUGUGGAUUGAUUGGUUGGGGGGUUUUGAGUGAUGCUAAAUGCACCUAUUUACUUAAAAUAUUAGCAGUAGAAUAUAUUCUGCUUUUGCAGUUUUGUGACAAGUUUGGUUUGAGGGUUAAGGAGUAUAUAUGUUCUUUGCCUUACUGCAAGACACAGUAAGUCCAUGUUCUUUUCAUUAAGAAAUGAUGCAGGAAUGCUGUUUUGGAAACCAGAGGCUCAUGUAAUUAACUCUCUAAGUGGAAAAGGAAAGGACUCUUGUUGUGUAUGGCUGCUUGUUGGAAGUGGUUAUAACCCUCUAGAAUGUUGAGGACAGACAUGUAUUGUGCAGCAUUCAUAGGUGUCUGUGAUUUUUCACUCUGGGUCCUCAGUAGAUUCUUAAACCAUAGGCAUACACAAUCUGUAAUCAUACAUCUAAGCAGUAUUUAUUGCCUUGACACCUCUUUCAAGAGUGGUAUUCGGGUAGGCUGAUUCCCUCUAUCUGCUGCUUCAGGAGUAUUUAUCCAGGACUUUUUUUGAUGGCAGCUGUCUGUCACUUCUCCCAUAGCUUACAGAAUCAUAGACUCACAGUAUGUGCUGAAUUAGAAGGGAUCCAUCAGGAUCAUCUAAUCCAACUCCUGGCCCUGCCCAGGACACCCCAAGAAUCCCACCAUGUGCCUGAGAGUGUUUUCCAAAAGCUUCUU